AUGCAGGACUGUCACAAGUCUUUCCUGAUCAAAGACCUCCUGGGCGACGUAUUGAGACCAGGGCAAGCGGGUGCUGUCAACGAAGAUGCGGAACGCGAGGGCGGUCGGCAUUCUCCCACCCGCCACAACGUCGAGCAGUCAGACGUCGAAGACGACAUCUCGGUGGGGGACAACCGCAGCGAGGCCUCCACGCCGAAGAAGCGCCACUUCGGCUUCGAGAGCGACCCCGACAGCUUCCAGAGGAGGAACUGCGACAACGAGAGAUCAUCGCCGAUGGAGUACAGCUUGAACCGACUGCGGAACACCAGCUACGACUCCCCCUUCAAGGAGGAAGAUGACGACCCCGUCAAGCUGUACGACGCCGGUCUCUUUCACUUGUACAGGGCGGAAAGGGACGGCAACAAGGAGGAGGCGGCCGACGCCGCCUUCGGUGCCGGUAUAUCGGAGGGGAUUUACGGCAGGUCGAUGGACCUGACGAAGGGCUCGUUCCAAUCGCAGCUGCUCGCCGGAUUCGCGUCCGUCAUGGCCGGUGGCUCGCAAAGGGAGUCGCAGGAUAGCUCUGACCGCCAGCAGCAGAAAGCGGCCACACCUACCGCGGGCAGGAAGCCUAGAAGACGUCGCACGGCGUUCACGCACGCUCAGCUCGCCUACUUGGAGAGGAAGUUCCGCUGCCAGAAGUACCUGAGCGUGGCGGACAGGGGAGACGUCGCAGACGCGCUGAGCCUGAGCGAGACUCAGGUCAAGACCUGGUACCAGAACCGACGAACGAAGUGGAAGAGGCAGAACCAGCUGCGUCUGGAACAGCUGCGUGCGCAAGCGGCGAGUGGAGAACGUGAACUGUCGGCGCACGCCUUGCCAUUGGCCUGCGCUCUACUUCCCCCCUACCCGGCAUACAUGCACUGCCAUCUG
This is a messenger RNA of Iphiclides podalirius (scarce swallowtail), 909 nucleotides long. NCBI's taxonomy places the organism in Eukaryota, Metazoa, Arthropoda, Insecta, Lepidoptera, Papilionidae. The record is from the annotation of a GenBank genome assembly.